AGUCUCAUCUCUUCAGUUGGGACUUCUCUAUCGUUUCAAUCAUUGACAUCAGUCAGCAUCUUAUUUUUGCUUUCACUUUUUGUUCACAAUUAAGAGUUUUAUUAAUUUCCUUAUUAAUCAAUCAACACCUUAACAACAUUUAACCUCUCAUUUAAUCCAAAUUUAACCAACAUUAACCACAACUUGGACUGCCUUUCAACACUUUAUGUCAUCUACUUGAGACUUGUUUACCUUUUUUUCAGUUUACUUUUCGAGUUUACUUUUCACAAGAAUCCAACUUUACAAUUAUAAACAAUUAAACAACCAUUGAUCUUUGAUUAUUUCAACAUUGGUUGAUAAUCACAUGAAACAUUUAAUGAAAAAUGAAUCCAAAUUGAUUACCAGUCGCCAACUUUCAAUAUGAUAUUGAACAAGUUAACCAUGUUGGAUGGACCUUAAGCAAUAUUCACUUUUCACCAUUAAAAUCUGAUUCUCAAGUCACUUUGUUUUGUUUUUACGUGUUUUGUUUAUUUUCAAUUUAAAUUAAUCAAAUCAAAUCAUACCUCAAACAUCACCAUGAUUUAUGCAACUGUCAUCAUUUCAUUCAUCAUUAAUCUUAUCAAUUCACCAUUAGUUUCAUCGUCUUGGUGGUCAUUAGGAAUACCAACAUCUCAUAAAGAAAUACUAGAAAUCAAACCGACAUCAGCUAAAGCUCACUGUAGAGGGCUUUCUUCAUUAGAGGAUAACCAGAAGCAGCUUUGUGAACUUAAUCAUCAUAUUCUUCAAGCAAUUAGCAAGGGGGCCAAAUUGGGUAUAGAUGAGUGUCAACAUCAAUUUAGACGGAAUCGCUGGAACUGUACCACUUUUGAAGAUCAUCCGAAAAUUUUUGGAAGCGUUGUGGAAUCAAGAAGUCGUGAAAAGGCUUACAUAUAUGCCAUUUCAGCGGCCGGACUAUCUUACACAGUCACUAAAGCCUGUAGCCAGAGUUUGCUGGCCAAUUGUAGCUGUGACAAUGGAAUACGCAGUAAAACAACAAAAGGAAAAUGGAAUUGGGGUGGCUGUUCCGAUGAUAUUCAAUAUGGUUCCUUAUUUAGUCGAUCGUUUCUUGAUUCACUUGAGGAUAACUCAACUGCUGAUGGAUUGAUGAAUCUUCAUAACAAUGAGGCUGGAAGAUCGAUACUUAAAUCGAAAAUGGAAAGAGUUUGUAAAUGCCAUGGAGUAUCAGGCUCCUGUACUAUGAGAGUUUGCUGGAGGAAAUUAGGAUCUUUCCGAGGUAUUGGCGAUGAAUUGAUGAAACGAUUCGAUGGUGCAACAAAGGUACGCCUUGUUGCGAGGAAAACAAAACCAAGACUAAAGCCAAUUACAAAAGAAAUAAAGAAACCAAGUAGACGAGAUUUGGUUUUUCUUGAACCAUCACUAAAUUACUGUGAACGAAAUGAAACGCUUAAGAUUCUCGGAACGCAAGGUCGAAGAUGCAAUGCUACAAGCUUGGAUACUGACUCUUGCAAGUUACUCUGUUGUGGUCGUGGAUAUCAUACCAUGGUUCGUAGUGUUCAAGACAAGUGUAAUUGCAAAUUCAUUUGGUGCUGCCGGGUUGACUGUCAAAAGUGUAUGGUCCAAAAAGAGGAGCAUUUUUGUAAUUAAAGCCCCAAUCUCUACGCAUGAUGGACAAUUGGAUGGUUAAAGACUGCGGAAAUGUUUCGAUAAUCUUUUUUUAUUCGCAAAAUUUUUCAUUGCUCACUAGAUUUUGUUGAUUUCACCUUUAUAAUUUAGACUGAUCUAAGAUGCAUUUAUUUAUAUCAGCAUAGAAUAUCAAAUCAUCCAUUAUCUUCUUAUUUCUUUCCUCUUCUCAAUUUGUGUUUUUUUUCAAGAACAGGAAGAAAAUUCUCAUAAUCUUUUUACUCAUUCAAACCAUAAUAAGAUCUCUCAACAAAACGAUUAUAUAAUUAUAAAUAUGUAUGUAUAAAAGCAAACUUUUUAUCAAAAAAUUGUCAAUUUAGGUCGUCUCAACGUUUUACUCUCGAUUUACAUUGGCAAUUGAUUUAAUCUCAACAAUAAUUGAAAAACAACCCUCUUUGUUGUGCAUUGUUUCAAUCAAACAAUAGAGGCAAAUAUUUAAAACAAUCAAUUUCAACCAUCAAGAUUAUUUGUGAUGCUUUAAACCCAUUAAAUUUAUCUUGAACCAAUUAAAUAAAAAUGAACAAGUCUUGAA
This is a messenger RNA of Tetranychus urticae (two-spotted spider mite), 2191 nucleotides long. RefSeq names its product protein Wnt-4. Lineage: Eukaryota; Metazoa; Arthropoda; Arachnida; Trombidiformes; Tetranychidae. Gene Ontology annotation, biological process: multicellular organism development; neuron differentiation; canonical Wnt signaling pathway. Gene Ontology annotation, molecular function: cytokine activity; frizzled binding. Gene Ontology annotation, cellular component: extracellular region. The record is from RefSeq and is a predicted model, not a curated record.